Messenger RNA from Peronospora matthiolae, 264 nucleotides. The record is from the annotation of a GenBank genome assembly. Lineage: Eukaryota; Oomycota; Peronosporomycetes; Peronosporales; Peronosporaceae.
AUGCGACUUCGCGGUGUGUUUCGUGCAGCCAAGCUGCCCAACGGACAACGCGCCAUUGGCACAAAAUGGGUGUUCAAGAUCAAGCGCAAGGCGGAUGGGUCAAUCGAGAAGUACAAGGCACGACUUGUGGCCAAGGGUUUCCGCCAAAAGUAUGGCAUCGACUACACGGAGACGUUUUCGCCUGUGGUGAAGUAUGUGACGCUGCGAAUGGUGAUCGCAAUUUCCAAGCCAUUUGGAUGGCCCAUGACCAGCUUGAUGUGUUGA